UCUGAUCUUUCUGAGGCGCAAGAAGGUCGCUGAAAAAGCCAAGAACUACUUGUCGGCAUCGACGCAGGACUUUCUUGAUAAUUUUAGUGCCGCUGCGCUCAAGAAGUUUCCAAAUUUCUUGGAAUGCGGCCCGUGCGAUAUUAUCUCGACGGUCGCGAAGGAAGAGAGAUUGCUGCACGCUGUGCAAGAUGAUAAAAUUAUGGCUGCUACUAAACCAUCUGCUAUAGUUAAAAGGAAAGUCUUCGAGCUCCGCUACAAUCACAAAGUGAAAGUAGCUCGAAGGCGAGCGCUGAAAUAGAUUUCGGCGCCGCGUCUAAUAGAAAGGUGCUUCAGCGCGCAGGCCUAUGGGAGCUGGUUACGACUGAGCAGCCAAACUUGGACUUUUAUG
Molecule: messenger RNA, 388 nt
Organism: Amoebophrya sp. A25
Lineage: Eukaryota; Dinophyceae; Syndiniales; Amoebophryaceae
Source: the annotation of a GenBank genome assembly